Lottia gigantea (owl limpet) is the source of this 642-nucleotide messenger RNA. RefSeq lists its product as hypothetical. Gene Ontology annotation, biological process: mitochondrial respiratory chain complex I assembly; response to oxidative stress. The transcript has 4 exons. Gene Ontology annotation, cellular component: membrane. The record is from RefSeq and is a predicted model, not a curated record. NCBI's taxonomy places the organism in Eukaryota, Metazoa, Mollusca, Gastropoda, Lottiidae. The coding region runs from base 28 to 450 and encodes 140 amino acids.
AGCGAACUGGCCUGAGGUCAUUUCAAGAUGUCGAAAACUGGUAUUUUGGACAAAUUGAAUGUCUUUCGGCAGAUUAUUAAAGAUAAUGGUGGUUUAGGGAAGUCCAUUUAUGUCUGGUACAAAACGGAUGAUAUGAAGACAGGAGAUUUAGUUGGUGAAGACAAGUUUGGAAACAAAUACUACCAGAAUAAUUACUAUUUUUUCGGUAGAAAUAGAUGGGCAAUCUACAGUCCUGAGAAACAUUUAGAUUAUGAUGCCAGUCAGAUACCACCAGAAUGGCAUAGAUGGCUACAAUAUAUUUCUGAUGUACCACCAGUAGGGGAUGGAGCCCCACCAAGAGCUAAAUGGAUGGCAGACUACUAUGAAAAUCGAACGGCAACAUCUAAAGCCUACGUACCAUACAGCACUGUUAAACCUAAAAUUCAGUCUUGGUCUCCAAAUCAAUCUUAAAUCUUAUUACAGAUUAGAAUUCUCUAAAAUUUAUUGAUUUGAGGAUUGGUCCUGGGAUGCUGUAUUCAUGGAACUGAAACUGAGACUGUAAGAAAUAAACUUCAUAAUUUGUGAUUUGUGAAUAAUAGUGAAUUUAUAUUAUAAACUUUGUUUCACCAAUUAUUAGUUGGUAAUAUAAAGAUAUCUUAGUAU